AUGCCGUCCUUCUCCCCCGCGGACACCAUCCGCAUCCUGGUGGCAACGGACAACCAUGUCGGAGCCUUCGAGAAAGAUCCCAUCCGCGGAGACGAUAGCUGGAAGUCCUUUCACGAAGUCAUGUGUCUCGCCAAGGAUCGCGAUGUUGACAUGGUCCUGCUCGCCGGCGACUUGUUCCACGAAAACAACCCUUCCCGCAAGUCGAUGUAUCAGGUGAUGCGCAGCUUACGCAUGAACUGCUAUGGAGAGAAGCCGUGCGAGCUGGAGAUGUUGAGUGAUGGCAGUGAGGUGUUUGCAGGCGCCUUCAACCACGUCAACUACGAAGAUCCCGACAUCAACGUCGCCAUCCCCGUCUUUUCCAUCCACGGUAACCAUGACGAUCCAUCUGGGACCGGCCACUUCGCCGCCCUCGAUCUCCUCCAAAUGUCGGGUCUCGUCAACUACUACGGCCGCACCCCCGAAUCCGACAAUAUCCUCAUCAAGCCCGUCCUGCUCCAGAAAGGCAACACCAAGCUCGCCCUCUACGGCAUGAGCAAUGUACGCGACGAGCGUCUCUUCCGCACCUUUCGCGACGGCCAUGUCAAGUUCUUCAAGCCCGGCACGCAGCAGAAUGACUGGUUCAACAUCAUGAGCGUUCACCAAAACCAUCACGCCCACAGCCCGACCAAUUACCUCCCCGAGGACUAUCUGCCCGACUUCCUCGACCUCGUAGUCUGGGGCCACGAACACGAAUGCAAAAUCGACCCCACCCAAAGCCCUGGCGUUGGAUUCAAAGUCAUGCAGCCCGGAUCUUCGAUCGCCACCUCCAUGGACGAAGGUGAGGGAGUACCCAAGCAUGUGGCCAUUGUCAGCGUGCAUGGCAGAGAUUUCGACGUGGAGAAGAUCCGACUCAAGACGGUGCGACCAUUCCGAUACAAAGAAGUCGUCCUCCAAGACGACAAAGCGAUGAAGAAAGUUGCCUUUGACGACGACAAUGCCCCCAAAGUUCAUGCCUAUCUCACACGCAUCAUCGACCAACUCAUCGAGGAAGCGAAAGCGGAGUGGCUCGAGCUGCAACGAGAAUCCGGCGAAGAGCUGGAUGAAGACACCGAAGCCCCCAAGCCUCUGAUCCGCGUUCGUGUCGAAUAUACCGCUCCGGAAGGUGGGAAUUUCCAGCUGGAGAACCCGCAGCGCUUUUCGAACCGCUUCAGUGAGCGGGUUGCAAAUGUCAAGGACGUGGUCGCCUUCUUCCGCAAACGCACCGCCACUACGAGAGCGACGAAGAGCGAAGUCGAACUACCCGACACUGGGGCUCUGGCUCAAAUGUCGCUCGACCGGGUCAAGGUGGGCAAGCUCGUGGACGAAUACCUUGCGGCGCAGUCACUCUCCAUCCUCCCUCAGAACUUCUUCAGCGAUGCCGUCGGCCAAUACGUAGACAACAACGACUCGAACGCGAUGCGAGAGUUUGUCGCACAAUCCCUCAAGAAGCAAGUGGACGAGCUGGUGGCAGCUGGGGCAGAGGAUGAUGACGCAGCGGAAAUGGAGAUUUCGGACAGGAUGGAGCAGAUCAAGCAGGCGCAGGAGCUGGCGUUUGAGAAGGGGCAGUUGAAGCUACUGAAGAAGCCGGCGAAGAGGCUUCCAAAGCCAAGAGGGUGGGAUAGCGAUGAGGAUGGGCAUUGGGUGGACAACGUCCUCUCGAUCGCCGGUCCUGAGGACGCAGUGGAGGAAGCCGUGUCGGAAGAGGAAGAUGACGAGGCGAACGGCAGCCCCACGCCGAAAGGUAGGGGGACUCGUGGUGGCAGAGGGCGUGGCAGGGGUGGCAAGGCCACGGCAGCGGCGGCGAGAAAGACCGCGGCGGCAAAGAAGGCACCAGCGAAGAAGCCGACCAGUGCGAAAGGCAGACGCAAGCAAGUCUCAGAGGACGAAGAGGAAGAUGACGACGACGUGAUCAUGCUGGACGACGACGAUGACGAUGCGGAAGAAGAAGAAUCGCAAGGUCUCUUCGUCACUCAAAGCAAAGCCGCUCCUGCAAAGUCUCGCGGUGCAAAGGCCCAGCCCGCCAAACCAUCUACUCGCGGUGGAAAGGCGGCAGCAGCCACGGCAAAACAGUCGCAGCUCUCCUUCGCCAGUCAGAGUCAGCGAUCCGGGCCGGCAAAGGCGGUCGGUGGACGUGCUGCUGCUUCGAAGCGUAUGCAGGAACCGAGCGACGAUGAGAUUUCGGAUGACGAUGAUGCGUUUGAGCCUCCCUCUACCAUGGGCCGCAAGAGAUGA
Neohortaea acidophila is the source of this 2250-nucleotide messenger RNA. Its product is annotated as Mre11 DNA-binding presumed domain-containing protein. Gene Ontology annotation, cellular component: Mre11 complex; nucleus. Gene Ontology annotation, molecular function: 3'-5'-DNA exonuclease activity; manganese ion binding; DNA endonuclease activity. Bases 1 to 2250 code for a protein of 749 amino acids. The transcript has 3 exons. The record is from RefSeq and is a predicted model, not a curated record. Gene Ontology annotation, biological process: telomere maintenance; mitotic G2 DNA damage checkpoint signaling; mitotic intra-S DNA damage checkpoint signaling. Lineage: Eukaryota; Fungi; Ascomycota; Dothideomycetes; Mycosphaerellales; Teratosphaeriaceae.